Cyanistes caeruleus (blue tit) is the source of this 8986-nucleotide messenger RNA. The record is from RefSeq and is a predicted model, not a curated record. Lineage: Eukaryota; Metazoa; Chordata; Aves; Passeriformes; Paridae.
AUGUAUUAUCAUGACCUCCUGUUUUUCUUUUUGUCAAUAGGAUCUGUUUUUACGCUAAAAGUUCAAGUAAAUGACAUCAUCAGUCAUCAGUACCUUCGACAGGCGGUGGUAGAGGUGUUUGUUAACUACACCCUGACAAAUUCCACUCUUACUGGAAACAAUGGAGCAGUGUUAAUAAAAGUCCCCUACAAAUUAGGAUUAAGUUUAACUAUUGUCUCAUACAAGGAUGGCUACCUGCUGACACCUUUGCCUUGGAAGACUGCGAGAAUGCCAAUAUAUUCAUCCGUGACGCUCUCAUUAUUCCCACAAAGUCAAGCUAAUAUAUGGCUCUUUGAAGAUACUGUCUUAAUUACUGGAAAACUGUCUGAUGCCAAAUCCCAACCGAGUGUUCAGUUUCCAAAAUCUUUAAUAAAGCUUCCAUCAAAUCAUAUUGCAAAUGUUACAGCCUAUCUGACAGUGCCAGAGCAAUUUUUGAAAGUGGACAGCUUUCUCUAUACAACAGGAAUUAUUCUAAAUAAAUCAGGUUUCAAAAGCAUGGAAUUAACUCCUCUUGCUGCCAUAUGUGUAAAUGUUCUUUUGGCUGGGAAAGAGCUGAAUGUAAAUGGUCCCAUUCAGGUUACACUUCCUCUUCCUGCAACUACUGUAAAAUCAGGAGAUGCUGUACCUGCCUGGACAUUUGAUAUGAAAAUUGGUGCUUGGGUAAACCGUGGGCUAGGAAUGGUCAAGGAAGUGGAUGGUCAGUUAGUAUGGACAUACACUGCUCAGCACCUGGGCUACUGGAUAGCAGCUCCACUGCCUGGAACGAGAGAAUCCAUUAUUAGUGCUGUUUCCAAGGACAUAACAGCCUAUCACACGGUGUUCCUUACGGCCAUACUGGGCGGAACUGUUGUCAUUAUCAUUGGAUUUUUUGCUGUUCUUCUUUGUUACUGCAGGGAUAAGUGUCGUCGGACACAGAAGAAGGAAAAAAACACAACCAAGCUGGAGGUCAUAAAAAAAGACCAGACCACGUCAACAACUCACAUAAAUCACAUCAGUGCUGUCAAAGGGUCUUUAAAGCUGGAGGAUAAGUCCCAGUUAUAUACACCGAAGAUUUCUUCAUACAGCCCUCAAAGAAGGCUGUCCAUAGACACAGAAGAUGGAAAAUCACAAGACAAUUUUAAAAUCUACUCAGAGGAUGCUUCUUAUCAGUCAUCCUGUCAGACUGGUCAGGCAGGAAAUUCAGUCCAUUCAGUGGAGCCUAGUGCUAGAGUGAGGCUUUUACAGCAGCCAAAGCACAGUAACAGUACUAUUUCCCAGGCUGCUAGGGACAUUCCAGACCAAAACAGAUAUCUUUCCUUGAAAGAGGAGAUGUAUGGGCUUUCCCAUAUCCCAGAACAUCUAAUGCAUAUUUACAAUCAGCCUAUUGCUAUUCUUCAAACCUCAGACCUUUUCCACUCCCCAGAACAACUGCAUCCUGCUAAAUCCGCAACUUUGCCAAGGAAAGGGCAGCUGGUGUACGGCCCCAUGAUGGAACCCAUGAAUCGCGAGAGUUACAUGCAAACACUCCCCAAAAUUCCAGUGCACUCUCAUCCCCAGCCUUCUGCCUGCAGAGAUGAGAGCAGUGCCCUGGAUGGUGAAGAGGGCUUACCUUCCCAAACAUCCAACUGGGGCCGCUACACCAACAGCUUACUGGAAUCUGUCUCUGUUCCUGGGACGUUGAAUGAAGCAGUUGUAAUGACUCCGUUUUCAUCUGAACUUCAAGGGAUUUCAGAACAAACAUUGCUGGAACUCUCUAAAGGAAAACCAUCUCCACAUCCCCGAGCAUGGUUUGUGUCCCUGGAUGGAAAGCCAAUUGCUCAAGUGAGGCAUUCUUUCAUAGAUCUGAAAAAGGGCAAAAAAACUGAGAGUAAUGAUACCAGUCUGGACUCUGGUGUGGACAUGAAUGAGCAUCAUCCUAACAGGAAAUUGGAGAGAGAGAAAACUUUCAUUAAAAGUAUGCCACAUUCUAAGAUUCUUUACUUGGAAGAUCUGGAUCUGAGCAGCAGUGAAAGUGGGACCACUGUUUGCACUCCAGAGGACCAGGCUGUGAGACACAUUAUGGAAGGAGGGAAUGGGCCAGUACUAGAACAGCAUGAUGAGGAAGGUCUGAGGAAAAAAUCUCUACCAGGAAGUCAUGAAUCUGGUAUCCCUUCUGCUAAAAAAAGGGAUAGACCACCUCUCAUGAAAAGAGAUAGCAAAACCAAUAUCUGGAAGAAAAGAGAGGAGAGGCCACUUAUUCCUAUAAAUUAAAACACUAUGUGCUUUGUGCUGUUGCUCUCCCUGCUGGUUGUUGACCUCUUGCCUGCUUCUGUAAUUCUGCAGUGUUGGGUUUACAAGGGAAAUGCUGUUUUCUAGUAUCAAGAAAAGUUUCAUUUUUUUUUAAACUACAGAUUGAGUUACCAAACUUAAGCUGGGCAAUUGAUAUUCCAUGUGAAUUUAAAACAGGGAAAUGCUACUAUUAAACUUUUCCAGUUCCUAAUUUUACUGGCAGUAUGGGGAAGGCCCACAUUUUACUUAGCCUGUCAUUCUUGGACACACCUUUGGGAAUGCACGGUGAGAAAUGUAGGCACAUGAUUUAAGUUUUUUGUACUUGUUGCUAGUGCAAUGGUAGCCUAGUUAAAGCCAUUCCUCAUCCUUGUUCCUAAUCAACGUGACCAUCUGUACAGUAUUUUAUAUGUGAACUUUUCUAGGGAUCUGUUACUACUUCUUUGUAUAAUGUGAAAUGUUUCAUACGUUGGUCCCAGGACACCAGCAGAUGUGCUCUGUUGGAUUUAUCAGCAGAGCUCUAUAGCAUUACUGCUCUCCCUGUGUGCCCAUCCAUGUGUAAUUCCAUACAGCAGCGGGGGAAGUGUAAAAGUGUGGCCGCUGCAGUUCAUGGUCCCCGCUAUCUUGAGAUGUUGCCCAUCUGCUUUGUUUAAGUCUGCUUUAUUGUGGCCCGUGGAUGUUGAAGACUGAUAUGAAGGGUCCACACCCAGCAGAAAAGGACUGGUUCUGGUAGCAUUUGAAGCAGCAGCUACUCCUGAUCCCAGUGUCUUGUUUGGGCUUCUUUGUCAGUGAACAUCUCUUCUGCAUGCUGUUGGGCCAGCUGUGCUCCAGAGUAUAGCCUUGAAUCUCUGCAUAUUUAUAAGUGAGAGUUUGGCCCAUGAAGAAGAAAUGUGCAAGAUUAGACAAAUUAUGCCUUGGAAAUAGUUUAUUGAGCAGGAAAGCUCGGCACUGUUGCUUUUUAUUUUAUGUUUAAAACAAUGGGAGAUCAUUUGAGGUUUAUGUGCCUACAUUUUGCCAGCCUGAGCUGCUUUUGUCUAGAUUUGCAGAGGAGUUAAACAGGCUUUAAAAGUCAGGGGGGGAGGGUUAUGAGCAUGAGACAGCAGAUUGCAAAAUUUGGUCUAUAAUGCAAUAUAAAUACUAUUUAUGACUCAUCUUAGAGUUAAAAUUACCAAAAGUCAUGAAUGCAUGAAUUUUAACUAAGAUAUGUAUAGAGGAAGGAAAGGCCAUCAGAAUAUUCUUUAAUUUUAAUGUUCAUCUUGUCAAAGUGAUCAUUUCAACUUUGGCUAACAGAAAAAUGGAUGCAUCUCUUAAUGUGCUUCAUAUAGUAAACAGAAUGUAUUUCUGUGGCUUUGAGGCUGUUUCCCUGGUGAAAUAAGUUCCAGCAUUUUGGCUUUGGCAGUUUGAUCAUAAAUCAUCGUAAAAAGGCUUUAUAAAUAUUUCCCUUAAAGCUUGGUUAAGGUUCUGUAUCAAGACCCAAACUUACAAUGCCUAUAUUUGAAUUGUGAUGUGAGUGGUGCUUAGUGACUUGCCCUAUAGUACACUCAAGAGUUGGGAAGUAUCCUAUGCAGCUGGGCUUCUGGGAAUAUUUACUCAGGAAAUAUUACUGUGAAAUAUGUCUGUUGUGUUGGGAUUGUCAGUUGUCUGGUGCUGUUUCUAGAAGAGUAUGGAAGGUAACCAGGAUGGUACUAGCAAUGCAUCAGUCCAAACUGAGCAUUUGCUUCAUGAAAGAAAUGUUCCUAUUGAGUUCACAAGCAUGAAAGUGCAAAUUAAGUUUGAGAUAGGGGGGUGUGUGUGGUGGGUUGACCUUGGCUGGAUGCUGGGUGCCCAUCAAGCUGCUCUGUUGUUCCCCUUUCCCAGCUGGACAGGGGAGAGAAAAUGAGAUGGAAAACAACACCUAGAUUGAGAUAAAGCAGUUUGCUAAGGCAAAAGUAAAAAUUGGUGUGUGCACAAAUACGAAAAGAAUAGGUUGGUUCUCUACUUCUCAGCAAGCAAUGUGUGGCUGCUUCCUGGGAAGCAGGGCUUCAACACCUGUAGUGGUUGCUCCAGAAGGCAAACCUUGUAAAUAACAAAUGGCCCCACUUCCUCCUCCUUUCCUUAGCUUUUAUGUCUGAGCUGAUGUCACAUGGUAUGGAAUAUCCCUUUGGUUAAUUUGGGUCAGCUGGCUUAGUUGAGUCCCCUCAAGGAUCUUGCCAACCCUCAGCCUGAUGAUUAGAAGGGAGUGUAGAGAACCAGCACUGAUGCUGUGCCAGCCCUGCCCAGCAGUAGCCAAAACAUUUGUGUGUUAUCAACUUUCCAGCUCCCAGCGCAAAGCACAGCCCUGGGAAGGCUGCUAUGGGAAAUGAGCUGUAGCUCAGUCACACCCAAUAUCCAUGGGUAUCAUCAUCACAGAUGGGAAUCUCAGUUCCCGUGCCUGGACCGCCUCCUCCCCCUCCUUCAGCACAGACCUUGGUGUCUGCAGAGGUGUUCCUCUCAUGUGUUCUCACCCUUCCCUUCUCUGGUCACAAUUACAUCUGCACAGUAACACCUUUUCCCUCUCAAAGCUGUUAUCACAGAGGUGUUACUAUCAUUUCUGAUUGGCCCAGCCUUGGUCAGCAGCUGCUGCUGUCCUGGAGCUGCUGACAAUGGCUCUGCUGAACAUAGGGGAAGCUUCUGGCAGGUUCUCACAGAAGCCACCCCUGUAGACCCCCGCACUGUCAAAACCUGGCCACCCAAACCUACAACACAUGGUGAAGAGCUGUUCCCCUGCAACCCAUGGGGUAUAGAUAUCCACCUGCAGUCUGUGGAUGAUGCCUGAAAGAGGCUGUGAACCCAUGGGAAACCUGUGCUGCAGCAAGCUCCUGGCAGGACCUGUGGAGAGAAGACCCAUGCUGCAGCAGUGUCCUGGCAGUACUUGUGGGCCUGCGGGGGUCUCACGCUGGAGGCAGGCUGUGCCUGAAGGACUGAACCCUGGGGAAAAGUGAGCCACGUUGGAGCAUUUGUGGAGAACUGCUGCCCCUGAGAAGGACUCAAGUUGGAGAAGUUCAUGGGGAGCAGCCUCCUGUGGGAGGGACCCUGCGCUGGAGCAGGGGAAGGACAUCUGUACCUGAGCAGCGGAACAAACCACAUGUGAUGAACCAACCCAUUCCUGUCUCCUUGUGUCACUGCAGGGAAGAAGUAGAGCUGGGAGAGGGAGGGGUGGGGGGAAGGUGGUUCUAAGAUUUAUUUGACUUGUCAUUAUCCUGCUCUGGUUGUGUCAGUAAUAAAUUCAGUUAAUAUCCCCAAGGUGAGUGAGUCUGUUUUGCCCGUGACAGUAUUCAGUGAGUGAUCUCUCCCAGUUCUUAUCAAUGAACCUUUCAUUGCAUCUUCUCUCCUCUGUCCUCUUUGUGCACGGGAUUGGUAAGAGUGGCUUUGGUGGGUGCCUGGCCAGGGCCAAACCACUACAGUGUGUAAAUAAGUCUGUAAUUAAAUUGGCCUAAAGAACCUAAAAGAGGUUUAAUUAUGAUUCAUCCAUUUCAGAUAUGAAGAUGGCUUGUCAUAUUAGCAUGCCUUUGGUCCUCUUUCUAGGUAACAGGAACUUUGUUGUCCAUUACCAAGUACAUUUUCACAAGACUUUUUUUUUUUUUUUAAUGUGCAGUUCUAUUGGAUUUUUUAUAUGACUUUCUAGGCCCAGAUAUUGAUAAUUUUAUCCUUUGCUUUGUUGUGUACAUUAGUAGGAAUCAAUUUAUAUUUGCACAUCUUCUGAAAGAUGUUUUUGAGGUUCAAUAUUGCCCUGUUUGCAGAGUUGCAUUGGUUCUGAUGGCUCUCUUUUCAGAAAGAGAUUAUACAUUCUGUUGAACAUAAUAGAAAAUCCCUAACAAGCUCAUGGUUUUGAGGAAUUCAUAUUAAGUUCCUGUGUCUUUACUUGAAAUUUUGUUCACCUACAGUAAUAUUUCAGACUUUUUAAAUGCAUUUUUCAUUGUAUAUACAAAAAAGAUCUAAUUUAUCAAACUUAACUUGUAUCAUCAAAAAAUACAGACUGCUGUAAAUGGCUUUAUUUAUGUGAGUUCAAAGGAAACAAGUUGUUCUCAUUCUCUCACAGAGUAGGUAUCUGGUCAUCAAAGAAAAAGGAUUAGAAAUCAAACUCUAAAAUUAUUAUGAUUAUGAUUUCUUUUCAUACAGACCAUUUUGGAAUAGAUUAUCUCAGUCUUCACAUUACAGCUGUAUGUUGGAACUUAUGCACUGGAAAAACCUGUCUUGCCUGCUAGAGAUUAGAAUUCUUUUUGGUUUUAGAUUAUUAAAAAAAAGGAGUUUGACUAUGCUGAGCUCUAAAUUCCCCAAAAAAUUCUACAUGAUGUGUAACAUGUGGAGAAGACAGAAUGUCACAGUGAACUUUCUUUUGGUAGUCAAACCAAUGGUUUUCUAUAUUGCUCUAUAUUAUUUCAACAUAUGAAUUUAUGGGAAUCACUGAAUUUAUUUUUUAAGAUAUUUUUUCUGUUGGCUCUUUGUGGCAUUAACAGACUGUUAAAAUGCUGAUGCCAGAAUUAGGUGUAUACAAAAAUUAGUAAGGAUUUGUGGCACACAGCUCUUUGGAAGGCUUGGAAAACAUUUAGAGGUUUUGACUUUGAAUCUGGAGGUUGCUUACAUUGAGAAUAAGAAGUGGGCCAUGUCUGUGAGCCCCUUCUAAGGAGAGGGGAACGAGUAGGGAAAACUGGAAAGGAUAUAGCUUCUUUCUGAUGCUAGUUUGAAAAUGGGUACGUGUUUGUGCUUUGGUGGAAUCAGUUCUUUCUGAACACAAAGGUUUGCAAGGCUUAUGUCUCAAGGCACUUCUUGAGCUGUCAGCUUUUGCAAGAAAAGCCUUUAUUUAUGUACAUAUAGUUUUAAGUGCAAGUUCAUUGACAGUAAUUUUUAGAUUGUUACCAAAUGCUAGAUAUUAUAGAUGAAAAAUAAAGGUGGGGAAAUCACUUAAAAAUCACAUUUGAUUAAGAGAAAAAAAGAAAAUUUUCAUAGAAUGGUCAGAAAAUAGAACUCUGGUAUUGCAAACCUGAAAGCAAAAAUUAUGUGUUGAUUAGGGACAUUAUUUACCACUGCAAAGCUAGAGAUGACACACCAAAAAUAAUCCAGGAUGUAGAAAUGUUUAGUUGUCUCCUUUGUUUUUAUGCAGUAAUUUGUACCAAAGAGGAUGAAAUGAAUGGGCACCAGUAUAGAUUCUUUAGUUAAAAAGUGACAAAGUUUCACACUACUGAUCAAACACUGUGCAAAUGAAAAGGCAGUGCACUACAUCUGUUGUCUAGUACUUUACAUAAGGAAAACCUGGAGAUAAAUUAGCCUGCUGAAGUGCCUUUCUCUUUCAUCAGACUUAUUUUAUCAGUGGGACACCUGACUAUCUGAAAAGCACAUUGUGGAUUUUUUUUCUGUUAGCCAAAAAACCCCUGAAUUCAUACAAUUAUGUAGCUUUUAUAAUAUUUUAAAAGGCAGAUCUAGUGUUUUUUAUGUUGGAAUACAGACUUCUGCAUGUUGAUGAUGAUGGUAAUUGUUGUAAAACCUGGUUUUGGUAUUUUAUCUUUGAAAAGAAAUUUAAAAAAUAUAUCUUCAGCAAUCUGAACAGUAGUGUCUUUUAAAAAUGCACAUAUGGGAUCUGAUUCAUCUUUGUACGUCAAGUGCAAGCAUCUUGAAGUCACUGGAUUUACAAUUAUGAAACUGACUGGGAUAUUAACUUCAAAAAUUAAAUUAAUAUAUGUUUAUAUAUAAACAUUAUUAUAAUGAUAAAAGUCCUUUUUUCAGCUGCUAGCUUUGCUUGCCAGUAGCAGCAGAAAGUGUAUGGAGAUGGGUAUGUAAUUCUUAUUUUCUAGAACCAAUUUUUAUCUCAAUUUAGGAGCCUAACCUGCAUUUUUUAAUUGUUUUUUAAUUUUUUUUUUUUAAAUUCAGUGGUAUUAUGAAAACACAAUACUAUGCCUACAGAGUUAAAGAUGAGCAUACUUUUAUAGUAAUUUGUACUAAUUUGAGCCACACUUCUAACAGUAGGCAGCUACAUUUACAUUAAAGAAUUUAUAUGAAAGGUGGUUAAAUGACUUGAAUCUGAGCUUCAUUUUCUUUUGAAAGCAGUAUUUAUUGUGUUCUGAAAAAAAAAAAUAAAUCUUCAGGUUUUUUUUAAGAUUGGCAGGGCAAAACUCUGUCAUUUCUUCUUGUGCUAGCCCUCUCAGCCUAAAAACUGUUUUACCAAAUGAAUUUUUUCAGUCAGUUUUAGGACUUACUGAACAUUCCUAUAUUCCCCCUCCCCAAAACAUCCUGGUACUUUAUUCCCCAGGUAAUUGAUUUAGUUCCUUUGAAGCACGUGUUGCACAUGUUAGAACAGUACUAUUUUUACAUGUCACUGUGUAGAAAGGCAGAUUUUAGUGCUCAUUAGAGCAUAGUGUUCAUACAAAGCCUGGCUCCGGAUGUUGCAAGGCAGGUGAACUCACAGCACUGACUGUGCUCACCACCUUGAAUUCUGGAGCCUUAUAUUCAACAAACACUUUAUGACCUUGGCAAUUAUUUUCAAAAACUCUCUAGUAUGGAUAUUGUUUAUGUAAAACAUUCUUGAUAUUCGGCAUCCUGGUUUUAAGUAUUUCUACCUUUUUAUAUUUUGUCAGAGGUGUCUUUUCAACUCUGUAUUUACUACAGUAUCAGUGUAUCUGUCGCUGAAAAUGUAACUAAGAUUUGUAAAAUGGUACAGCUUAUGCAAUAUAAUAAAAAUUUGAAAAAGUUA